GGUUGCUAGGCAACUGUAGGAGAAAUUCCCUCACACCUAGAAGGAGGAGAGCAGGAACACUCAUGCGCUCCUAGUAAGACCCAAGGGAAUCACUACUCCAUGGCCUCCAAGUCUCUUUCCCAAUGACAAAUGGGCACUUGCCCUAGAGAUUCCUUGUAUGACCUUUUCCUGCAUGGGACCCUUUUCUGAUGGGAGGAGCACCCGGAGGAAGGGAUGGGGUGCAAAUUCUUUUGAUCUCCUAUUAGUACCAUAGUUGUCAGUGGAAAUAAAAGAAGCACCAGUUUGUCACUGCUCUGCUCCUUCCAGGAAAUAAAAUGGACCCCUCCCUUUAAAAAAGCGAUUCUGUCCUUCAGCUGCUCAUGUUCUUCAACAGAACUGAGCCUUUAAAGCAGAACCAUAAAAGUGUGACGUACCUUCUACCCUGUAUUUCCUUAGGACUGGUGUAUAUGUACAUUCUGGUUGGUUGGCGGCAUAUUAACCCCUCAUAUGCUGUUGUUUUGCAGACUGGUGAAAUUGGUGAAGAAUGGACAGAUCUGCAAUAUAAUACAGAAUAUGAAUAUUCAAGAGAUCUUAACACCUCCUCAGAGGUCUCUAAUAGCACCUGGCAUUAUCUGAAGAUUAAAAAUACUACAAGUCUUAGCAGUGGGACAUAUGCAUGCAUCAUAAGGUCACCAGUUAAAAAUGCUAACCAAACUAGUACAGUUACAUUAAAAGUAACAGACUGUCCUGAAGAUGCAAAAUUACAAAAAUACAGAACAGAACUUGUGAUGCUGUGCUCUCUUGGAUUUUUCUACUUGCUACUCAUCUUCUUUGCUUGUAUAUGCCUAAAGAAGGAUGGAUCUUCAGGUUAUCAAAAGGCCAGAGAAAAACACAUAGACAACAGUCGUUACCUCGUCAGUACCUGUUGAAAGGAUGGCUUCCAGUGCCCAAUAUGAAACAGCACCAGCAAAGAUAAACUUCUUCAAGGUUCUGUCCUAGCUGAUUUUGUUGAGUGCACUGGGGGUUCGUCAACAGUCAUUACUGCAAGACUAUUGGCUGGUAUGGACAUUUAAUGCACUGUUUCACCACAGAGUAUUCUGAAAGUUUUAAAAUUGCUCACUCCAGCUGGGGAAGUUUUCAGAGAACACAGUUUCAUUCACAGUUUUUCACUACAAUAUGAACUUUUAGCAUUAGCCAUACCAUUGUUCCGGAAGAUUAUAAACCUAAUCCUGGCAUCCUGUCUUGUUUAUGUAUCUUAAUCUCUUUUGAGUCUUUGUUCUUCAUAGGCAAAAAUGUGCUAUGGACUAGGCUUGGCCCCUUAACCUGGCACAUAAAUUAUUGAUUGAAUCAGCUCUUUCAAUAGCCACAGCUGUUGCAAUAUAUAUUUUAAGAGAAUAAUGCAUCUUCAAAUGAUCGAAUAGCCAAAUGAGAGGAAACGUCACUGGAACUGCUGUCUCAACUGUAGUGUUGAUAGUCUGCGUUUACAUGUUUAUCUACUGAAAAUUAUAGAGUACACAGAAAUGAUUUCUUAGACGAAUCUUCACUUAAAGAGAAGGUAUCUAAGUAUUACUAUUUUUAUUUUAUUUAUUACAUUUGCAUACUGCCCUUCAUCUGAAGACCACAGGGUGGUUCAGAACAUAAGAAUAUAAAAUGGAAAAACAAAAUACACAA
Zootoca vivipara (common lizard) is the source of this 1650-nucleotide messenger RNA. NCBI's taxonomy places the organism in Eukaryota, Metazoa, Chordata, Lepidosauria, Squamata, Lacertidae. The record is from RefSeq and is a predicted model, not a curated record.